AGAACACAAGAAACCACGACAAACCGCAAACAAAACUAAAAUAUUUUCGACCUGCAAUGAGUGAGAAAGACAAACACAUUUGAAAAAAUCUUCAUCAAGAAUAUGAAACAGCAAGAUGCAGUUAAGAUGUUCACCAGAACUGGUGAUGUUUGAUGUUUGCAGAGGUGUUCCGAAGAAGCUCGAGAAGUGAGAGUGAGUUUGCACAUGUUACAGGACCCUGCUCUACAGGCGGGCGUAGUUCAUCGAUCGCCGCUGAAGUUAAUUGCUGCUGAAUGUGAAGAGAUCCGAUCCGAGGCACUAACCUAGAGUCUACAACUUUUUAAUUUUUUCUGUCGGCCAAAUUAGUGGUCGUUCAGACUUUAAUUUUCACCAUGGCAUCUGGGACAACUCUUCAAUCAACGCCAGCCAAAAGCAUAUAUGUGUAUCGGAAUGGAGAUACGAACUUUCAGUGCAAAAAGGUUGUUGUCAACCCACGUCAAGUUAAAAACUGGGACUCAUUUAUUGAGCUCGUCACAGCAAGAGUGAAGGCGAGAAAUGGUGGGGCAGUGAGACGAGUGUUUACACCAACUGGCAGGAAUACAAUUUCGGACUUAGGAGGCAUUGAAAAUAACCAUUUCUAUGUUGCAGCUGGUGCUGAAGGGUUCAAGAGACACCAGUACAAUAAAAUCACAACUUUAACUCCACAAAAGACCAGAUUAUCGAGUGACCCACUAGAUCCAGCUGUAAAGCUUCCACCUAUCAUCAGACCAGUCAAGCAUAGUAGACUCAAAGUUUCAGCAAGAUGUAAAAGAGCAGCUAUAGCAGUUGGUAGCAAAGUUAUCUACGUCUUUCGGAAUGGAGAUGCCAACAGUCCAGCUGUCAAAAUCCUCUUCACAAAGUUCAUGCUCAAGAACUAUGAUGUCGUCUUAAACGAGGUCACGCGGAAGGUCAACAUCAUGACAGGGGCUGUUUGGAAGCUACAUUCACUCGAUGGUAGGCAGUUACACGGGCCAGAAGAGUUUGAGGACCAUGAAUUCUAUGUUGCUAGUGGGCGAGAAAACUUUAAGAAGGUCCCUUACCCCAAGGAUGGUGUCAUUGUAUCGCCAAGGGUACUGAGGCCUGCCCUAGUCAGAAGAAGGAUAACAAGAUUGUCCAAAGACUCCAAAGCAUCAAAAGCAUCCAAGGAAUCAAAAGAAUCGCAAGAAUCACGAGAAUCGAAAGAAUCAAAACCCGCUCAAACGGAGCAGAAAAAAUCCAAGCCCUCAAAACCAUCCAAACCAUCUAAGCCAUCAAAGUCAUCACAGCCGACCCCACCGAAGAUCAAGAAGGAGAAGAGCCCAGAGCAGAAGGAGGCUGAGGAGGUGUUCCAUCACAAACCCACCAUGGUGAAGAGGAGCCGAGAGAGGGAUCAACAACAGAAGGAGAAUGCCUUGGAUUACAGCGAUGAUCCAGAAGGUGUCUUCAAGGCCAAAGAAGAAAGGAACGAGACCAAGGGAGCAGCCGAGGUCCAAGAUACCGUUGAGACUGCCAUCGACCUUCCCAUCGACCAGGUGGCUGCUGAGGAAGUGGAGGAAGAAGAAGACCUUGAUCUGGGGGAUAAUGAGGAUGAUAAGCCAGAGCCACCCAAGGAGUCCGUGGACCUCGUCGGGAGGAUGCUGGAAGACGAUGAGGUACCGGAAGCUAUCCCCGACGAUGCCCCACCCACUGUGGAUGAGGAUGAUAAUGUGGUGGUCAAUGGUGGUGAUGAUGAUGAGGGUGGUGAUGUUGGUGUCGGUGAUGAUGUAGGUGCUGGAGCACAGGAGGAGAAAGCAGGAGGAGGAGCCAAGGAAGAGAAGAACGAGGAGGACCAGCCUAAUGCUUUCUUGACUGAUGACCUAGGUGAGAAUACGCAUGAUGACAACCCAGUCUCCCCUCCCGCUAGAGCCCAAUCACCUAAUGAAAACAACAACAACAGUGCAGAGAACAGGGAUAUUCCACCAGAGAAUAGGGAUGAGCAAGUCAUUGAAACUGCAGGGAGCCCUGCACCUUCUGUCAAGCCAGAGAGUUUACCUCCGCCGUCCCCCACCAAGUCUAAUGGAAGAGUCGAAACUCCCUUUCAGAACAAUAACAAGGGUGCGUUGAGUCGGAAGAGUUCAUCUCGGAGUAGGGAGGGUCAGUCGAGAAUAAGUCCUCACCCACCUGCCACGAAACGUAGCGUGCCACCUUCUCCUGCGGCAAGCAACAGAAGAAGUGUGACCCCGAAGGAGAUCAUAAGCAAUGAUGUAGAAAGUCGACCUCAGAGUCAGAGCGUAGAAGUGGCGGAUUCGGCUCCGAGUCCCCAAGCUCCACCCUCCCCCGCUGUGCAAAAUGGACAAGUCCAGCUACCUGUUGAGAACGAUACCCCAAGACCAGUCAGUGGGGGUGGUCAAAAUGUAGAAGCCACUUUAACUCCUCAUCCUCCACCCUCAGAACAGAAUGCGGCACCCUCCCCCGCGGUGCCAAAUGGCCAAGCCCAGUCACCUGUUGAGAACAGUACCCCAAGACCGGUCAGUGGGGAUGGUCAACCUCCCAGCAGGGGUGGUCAAGUUGUAGAAGCCACGGUAACUCCUCAUCCUCCACCUGCAGACUCAGAGCAGAAUGCGGCACUCUCCUUCGAUGUCCAAAAUGGACCAGCUCAAUCACCGGUUCAAAAUGUUAGCCCAAGACCAGUCAGUGGGGGUGGUCAAAAUGUUGAAGCCACGUCAACUCCUCAUCCUCAACCCUCGGAGCGAAAUGCGCCACCAUCCCCUGCAGCCAGCAAUGCACAAGCCCAGUCACCUAUUCAGAAUGCUAGCCCAAGACCAGUCAGUGGGGACGCUCCACCUGAAAGUGGGGGUGAUCAGAUCGUUGAUUCAGCACCGAGUCCCCACCCACCUGCCUCUGAACGUAAUCCCACACCCACUGCCAGCACUGGACCAGCCCAGUCCCCCAUCAAAGACACUAGCUCCAGACCUGAAAGCACACAUGCUCCUCCAGAAAGCGAUGUUGCCCAAGGUGCCACUGCGAGCCCCAACCCGCCCCCCUUAGAACCCAAUAAACCUACCUCCCCUAAGGGUGAUACUGAACCAUCCCAAUCGCCUGUUAAUCAGGACACUCCACUUGCAAAUAAGGAUGAACAGGCUAUCGAUUCUGCAGAGUCCAAAGACAACGAAGCACCCCUGCCUCAGAAGGAUGUUGACAAUGCCGUAGACACUGAGCCAAGAGAAGGACAAGUGGGCGCAUAAUAUGGAUUCAUUCUGAAACAAACGAUUAUUUUUACAAGACUCUUUCUAUGAGAUAUACAGGGCAGCCUAUGACAGAUUUUAACUUUCUUGUGAACUCAACGAUAAUGUCUUCAUUCCUUCCUCUUCCUUUACGAAUCCCCACCACAUUCAUCGCACUCGAUUCCUUCAGUUUCAGCUGCCAUUUUCCACCAGUUUUUGUUACAUUUAUACAUUCCAUACGUAUACUGUUUGCUUACUUGUAUUACCAUUAUAGAUUCACAGUCAUCCCACCAAUCUUUUCUCAUCCAUCCAUUUGUAUAUAACUUAUCACACUCACCUUCCAUGUAUUCAAAGGAAUGGGAAAUCCCCAUUCCCAGAUUUGUCACUAUAGAAUUUAUCUUCACACUGCACACUUAUAACCUACAGUGUUCUUGUAUUCAAAGUCGUGAUCUUUAUUUUCUGCAUAUGUUUUACUCGAUUUAUCUUGAUUCAUGGGAAUUAUGAACCAUUGUAUAAAUAUCUUAAAUGUAUAUUUCCUAUGAAAUCCACUUUCAAUCCGAUGUAUAAUAAACCACUUUGUACAUUUUGAUAACUAUAUGUAUGUGUAGAUUUCUUAAGUAAGACAUGUAUCGUCUUUUUUAUGUUGGUGUUUAUUGUUGGAAGUGAAUAGCUUUACACCUGAUAAAGAGACUUGAGAAUUGGGAUAAACUUACAU
This is a messenger RNA of Strongylocentrotus purpuratus (purple sea urchin), 3915 nucleotides long. Its product is annotated as cell surface glycoprotein 1-like. The coding region runs from base 372 to 3221 and encodes 949 amino acids. The record is from RefSeq and is a predicted model, not a curated record. The transcript has 12 exons. Gene Ontology annotation, biological process: intracellular signal transduction. NCBI's taxonomy places the organism in Eukaryota, Metazoa, Echinodermata, Echinoidea, Camarodonta, Strongylocentrotidae. Gene Ontology annotation, cellular component: microtubule; microtubule organizing center.